AUGCGGGAAACACAAACCGUGUUUCUCCGAAAUCUCAUCGUCGUCUACAUGGAAGGGACACCGCUGGGUACACAGGAAGGCAGGGGAACCGAGGCGCUGGGGAAAGUCUUUGACGAGGAGAGAGAUAGACACUGUGAAGGGUACACAAUGAACCGCUGA
Molecule: messenger RNA, 159 nt
Organism: Coprinopsis cinerea okayama7#130
Lineage: Eukaryota; Fungi; Basidiomycota; Agaricomycetes; Agaricales; Psathyrellaceae
Exons: 2
Coding region: 1-159 (52 amino acids)
Source: RefSeq, a predicted model, not a curated record